This is a messenger RNA of Vitis riparia (riverbank grape), 7349 nucleotides long. RefSeq names its product pentatricopeptide repeat-containing protein At4g38010. Gene Ontology annotation, molecular function: RNA binding; protein binding. The transcript has 3 exons. NCBI's taxonomy places the organism in Eukaryota, Viridiplantae, Streptophyta, Magnoliopsida, Vitales, Vitaceae. The coding region runs from base 445 to 2217 and encodes 590 amino acids. The record is from RefSeq and is a predicted model, not a curated record. Gene Ontology annotation, biological process: RNA modification.
GCUGGCAGUGUGACUACUCCGUUUCUUCCUCCACGUAAACGACGUCGUUUCCCCUUUGCUUCCGAAACCACUUUGGUUCGCACCUCUCUGCUGCCAAAAGACGCCGGUUAAGUUUAUCCGAUUAUGCUUCUCCGAGGAUAAAAACGACACCGUUCUCUCCUUUGAAUCGGAGCCAGACGCCGUAGAUCAAUCACUGUGGCUGCAACGGUUCAUCAGGAAAGAAAACUUAUUGGCCGUUCCCUCUCUUAUACACUUGGGAUCGAAUUUCAUCUCCCUCAAUUUGUGUAGGUAGUUUACAGAUUUAGGCCACUGUUUGUAGCAAAUAACAUGCAAUGGCUUGUCAAGGAGUCUGGUCGCUCUUGCAUUUAUGUGUGAACACUGCGCUUGUCAAGAACUCCUAUUCCUCUUCGAAGGAUCGUUGGCCGCGUACUUUGAAUAAACACUAUGCACUUCCUGAAAUUGAGACUUCUGAAUUCCAUUCAUAGAUGCAAAACUAUCAGGUCCCUGAAGCAAAUCCAUGCACAUUUAAUAGCUUCGAGUCUCCUCCAUGACGAAUUUGUACUCAGCAAAGUAUCCGAGUUCUUCGGAAAACAUAUUGGGUUUGUUGACUAUGCUUUUGAUUUUUUGAAUCAAACUGAUCUCCAUGUGGGCACAUUACCAUAUAACACCUUGAUCGCUGCCUAUGCUAGCAGUUGUACUCCCAAAGCGGCAUUUUUGGUCUAUGGAAGGAUAGUGGGAAAUGGGUUUGUGCCAGAUAUGUAUACUUUUCCAGUGGUGCUGAAAGCUUGUACCAAGUUUCUGGGUGUUCAAGAGGGUGAACAGGUUCAUGGGGUGGCGGUAAAGAUGGGUUUUUCGUGUGAUCUUUACAUACAAAACUCGCUCCUGCAUUUUUAUAGUGUUUGUGGCAAAUGGGGUGGCGCUGGUAGAGUGUUUGAUGAAAUGCUUGUGAGAGAUGUUGUGUCUUGGACUGGCUUGAUAUCGGGGUAUGUGAGGACUGGGUUAUUUGAUGGGGCUAUAAAUUUGUUUUUGAAGAUGGAUGUGGUGCCAAAUGUGGCGACUUUUGUUAGUGUGCUUGUGGCUUGUGGAAGAAUGGGGUAUUUGAGUAUGGGGAAGGGGGUUCAUGGUUUAGUUUAUAAGCGUGCAUUUGGGAUAGGUUUAGUGGUGGGCAAUGCUCUUAUGGAUAUGUAUGUGAAGUGUGAGUGCUUGUGUGAGGCCAGGAAGCUUUUUGAUGAGCUUCCUGACAGAGAUAUUGUUUCUUGGACUAGUAUCAUAAGUGGGUUGGUGCAAUGCAAGCAACCAAAGGAUUCAUUGGAGUUGUUUCAUGACAUGCAAAUUUCAGGUGUGGAACCAGACAGGAUUAUCCUUACUAGUGUUCUCUCAGCCUGUGCAAGCCUUGGGGCUCUUGAUUAUGGCAGAUGGGUCCAGGAGUACAUUGAACGCCAGGGAAUUGAAUGGGAUAUUCAUAUUGGAACUGCCUUGGUUGACAUGUAUGCAAAGUGUGGUUGUAUAGAAAUGGCAUUGCACAUAUUUAAUGGAAUACCUAACAGGAAUAUUUUCACAUGGAAUGCAUUACUAGGCGGUUUAGCAAUGCAUGGACAUGGUCAUGAGGCUCUCAAACAUUUUGAGCUAAUGAUUGGAGCCGGGAUAAGGCCCAAUGAGGUGACCUUUCUAGCCAUUUUGACAGCUUGCUGCCAUUCUGGCUUAGUUGCUGAAGGCCGCAGUUACUUUUAUCAGAUGAUAAGUCAGCCCUUUAAUUUUUCUCCGAGAUUAGAACAUUAUGGAUGCAUGAUUGAUCUGCUGUGUAGAGCUGGACUUCUAGAUGAAGCUUAUAAGUUCAUUAGGAAUAUGCCGUUGCCGCCUGAUGUGCUCAUAUGGGGAGCUCUUCUUAGUGCUUGCAAGGCAAAUGGAAAUGUUGAACUCUCCCAAGAAAUUUUGAGCCAUCUUCUUGAGCUUAAGUCACAAGAUAGUGGGGUUUAUGUUCUUCUGUCCAACAUGUAUGCUACUAAUGAAAGGUGGGAUGAUGUAACAAGGGUAAGGAGAUUGAUGAAGGACAAAGGGAUAAGAAAGUUCCCUGGGUCAAGUGUUAUAGAGGUGGAUGGUGAGGCUCAUGAGUUUCUAGUUGGAGAUACUAGCCACUCUCGAAAUGAGGACAUUCAUAUACUGUUAAAUAUUCUUGCUAAUCAAGUCUAUUUAGAAGGACAUUUUUCAACCUGUUAAGAUGAGUAUAAAUUCUCUGCUGAAUUUAAAGCUUCCUUUUUAUCAUAUAUAUAUAUAUAUAUAUAUAUAUAUUAUGUACAUGGGUGUGAAUCUGUUCAUCAGAUUUUGAACAUUUUGAUCACAUGGAUAAUAAUUCCUUUAUAGGUGAGUUAGAUAACUUAAGCGGUCUUGCAUGAGUUAUACCUGUUGUAUUGACUACUAGAUCAAGUAUGCUCUUUAUAGAAAAUGAAGAUAUCAUACAUGGAUGUGGGAACUUCUGGACCUAUGAAAUACUUGGAAGGACCAAUUUUCUUAUAGGCACCAACCAUGUAACAUCUACAUCUAGAAUUCAAAUAUUGUAUAUGCCUUCAGUUUGAUCCUAACUAACCAUAGUAACAAACUUGCAACAUGUAUAUGUUUUUCAAAAAAGUCUUGUUGUCCUUGAUGCUACUUCACCUCAAUUGUUAUUUGAAUGAGUAAAAGUUAUGCCUUGGUUUGAGUGGAGAUUGCAUGUAUAAGUGAAAUAAAUUCGGUUUGAGUGGGGAUAGUAUGUAUCGGUGAAAUAAAACAUCUUAUGAAUUUGCAGUAAAAGGAUUGAAUCUCAUUUCCUAUCUACAAAAGUUAAGUGGAAAUAAAACAUAAGCAUUAGAGACUGUGUAUCCCAAGAUUGAUAGAUUAGGCAUUAAUCAUGACUUGAAGAAGGUCCAAAUGACCAAAUGCCUCAUAUAUCUUCUCAUUAUUUCCUAUGGUGAUAAUGACAUCCACAUAAACUAAAAAUGGUGGUCCUAUUGGUACUGUUAGGAAAAAGAAUGAUCAACAUGGGUCCUUCAAUUAGUGGAGACAGUAUGCGUUGUACCAAUAAUACAGAGAUGUUUCAAGUGUAACAAGUAUUCUAUAAUUUUUUCAAACUUUGGUUCUCUCCUCUUGAGGAUCGACUUUUUUGGCUACAUCACAUGGGCUUGUUCUUUGAGGUCUCGACAAAUAAAUUAAAAUUGAUAUCUAUUGGAUGGGGACCAUGGAAUGAUGUGUGGCAACAAGUUUGACAACCCUAAUUUACCAAGUUCAGAUGUUGUGCCAGAGGUAUUUAGGCAAGUAGUAUUUUUUUUUUUUUUUUCAUAAGUUGGAAUCAUGAUCUCUUUUUUUUCUUUUUGGUUUUUUGUUUUUUGUAUUUUUUUGGUGGGUAAAAUAAGUUUAACCCAAUAUUGUUCAAUGAGAUGAAUCCUCAUUUCUGAUGUCUUUACAACUAGUCUAAAAAUAGCCAAAGAACCAUUUUCUCUUGGAGAACUUUCUUGUUAUAAAUUGCAGAUUGACCAUUUGCUCUUUUUAUUUAAUUUUUGUUGGGUCUUUACAUGGCAAGUAUCUCCUUAUACAUAGGGUGAGUUGUUAAUAUUAGUAGCUUACGAGUCACUUUCAUAUCUUUUAAUCUCUUAUUUGGUUUUCAUGAGUGUGGAGCUCCCAUUUUUCCCUCCCCUCAUUUUUUUUCCUGAGUAACUAUAUGAUGUCAAUAGAACAGUUUAUGGAGACACAUGAAUCAGUUUUUUUACUUUGGCUGAAACAUUUGCAUUGCCUGUUCAUGGAUAGUCUGUUUGAGUUUCAAGUUGCUUACUUAGUAGCAAUAUCUUCCAUUGAUACCUUUUAAUUUCACAGUAGAACCUCUCGGGCUUUAUCUGCCUGUGGAUGCAGUCAUAUCCUUGUAUCAUGCAUAAGUUCUUCUAUUUGAAUACAUGUUUCUUCAUUUGUUAUUUCUGUUUUUGUGCUUAUGGACUAAAGCUCCCAUUUCUGCAUGGUAUAGUAGUAUUGAUAGUGGGAUAGGAGGUGAACUGCAAGGACAGUGAUGUAUCAAGCCUGGGAGAGUGGACUCUUAGAGUGUGUGGCAGUGGUCUCUAGUUAGGGAAGGAACACCAAAGAGCUCUUGAGAGGGACUCUUGGAGAUCCUAAACCAAAAGCGCUCUUAAUCCUUUUUUUUAUUGUGGUAUUGAUAAAUGAACCUUUAGACGCUUUGUAUACAGACCCAAGGUUGAAACUUAUUGGUUGGUGAGGCCCAACCAAUGAGAAGCCUCCACAUUCUCGUAUCAACCAACUCUUGUACUAAUAUUAUGCUUACGGUGCCUCAUGCAUUGGAUGGUAGUGGGUCUAUGGCAACAUUUUCCCUCUCAAUCUGAUUGAAAUGGGUUUGAUGCAUGUACAAUCUAACUUGUUUCGAUUAGUCUCCAACUUCAUGCAUCAAACCAAGGUCCUUAACAUGUCUUAAAAACUUAAUGGUGGGAGGGCAAGCCCACCCCUAGGGUGCACUAAGUCGAUGUAGAACCUCCCUACUUGUGAAUCGAGUGAACAUAAUAGCAUUAAGAUGCCAUGCCGUAAUUGGGGUGUUUUAGAAGGUGUAUGAGACCAAAUGGAAAGGUCAUAGGAUGAUACAAACUUGAAGAAGGUGUACCCCGCCCUUCAUCAAAUGAGAAGAGUGUAUCAAUACCACCCAUUGUGAGCAUCGUACUCAUGCCAAGCAUGCCUUCUAGGUAACACAAGGCGUAUUAGUACGUGUAUGCAAUGAUGCAAGAUGUGUGAUAAUGUGAGUGGAGAAUCAUCUGAUACACAUGGUAGCGCAUUAUUGGCGAUCCAACAUGUCACAUUGGAAUAUGUGGCAGGGGUGUGUAGGUUCGCACAGAGUGCACAAAAUUGGGCAUAAACAAAUAGGAAAUACUAGCCUAACAAAGACCUUCUAGAAAGUUGUUGAUUUUGUCCUGUACUUGGUUUUUCUUUUUUUUCCUCAAAGAUUGUGUGGCUUUACCACCAAUCUCAAUGUUCCUUUUUCAUAGUCUACAUUUCAAUUUGACAAAGAUUAUGGAAAUUUUCCUUCCACAACUUGUUGUAAUAGCAUGGAAAGACCAGAGGACCGUUUUGGUUACGUAAUUGGAACUGGUUCAUGAAUUUCCAAUUCAAAGAAGUGGAUCUUAGGUUGCAUACAUAUAGAAUUUUAAUCCCUCAAUUGGGAUGAGUCAUUAAAAUUCCAUUAUUCUUUGAACUAAUUAAAUUUUAAAUCAUGCUUUACUAUAAAAUUAGAAUUCUUAGGUUGACAAAUUGAUUAUGGUAGUGAGGUGGUUGGUUGCAAGCGCAGCAUAGAAGUGCUAGUGAUAGUUGAAGAUGCAUAUUGAGAACAAUGAUAUGGUAAUGUGGUGCUGAUGUUAGUAGUGAUGGUGAGUCAAUGGCAAUGAGUUGGAGACUGCAGGGGCUGCAGGAGUAAUACUAAUGAAGCCGUGAUGGCAACCUAGGCCAGUUGAAGAGGUUGUGGAGAAGGGGGUGUUGAAAGUGACAAUUGGUAGUGGUGAUGAUGAUGGCAGUGACAGUGGGUGGUGGUGUUGGUCAUCCUGAAUUCUUGUUGGUACAAUUUGCAAGUCGCUUGAGAUUUUUUCCUCUCAUUUUACAACUAAGAUCCAAUUUUUGGGUUUAGGGUGGAAUUCCAAUUCAGAUUUGAGUUUUUGCAGCCUAAACACUAGGAUUGGAAUUGAUGGCUCCAAAUUGGAUUCCUCUGCCUAGUUCCACUUCCAAUUCCUUGACAAAUGCACUCUUGGUGCUAAAAUGAAGUCUUAUGAAUCCAUGAUGGCCAUAGACCUAGACCAUAAAGCCUUGAAUUUUUUAAUAUGUUUGUUCCUGAUGCCGGUACCAUCAAAUGGAUCUGUAAAGAUCAGGGAUAAAAUUUGAUGGGUGAAAAAAGAGAAAGGGAAAUUGAUGCUUGAAAUGAUUAGAUGGCUCGAGAUAGACUAGAACAAGGAAAAAGAAUUCACAGUGUGUACCCCAUCCAAUUGGGAAAAAAAUAUGGAUAAUGAUGAAUCCUGGUUAUUUUUUAUUGCUAGGUUUUCUGUUGCUUUCUCAGUGUUCCACUAUGGGCUUAUUGUUGACUCACAUUUCUUUAUUUUCAUAUUGAUGCCCCAUGCCCAAUUUUGUUGCAUGCUAGAAAUCAACCAGUCUUCCAUCAGCAAAAAUAUGUUGAUAGCUUUAGUGGGACAGAUAUUUCUGUUUUUGAGUAUUGGAUUAUUGUUUUGUCUUUCCUCUUUUUUCAUGUGAUCAUUGUUGUCUUAAUGUUCUCAUGCAGUGGAGGAUUUGGGCUCCUCUUCAUUCAGUUAAGAUAAUUAAUGUCGAUGCUGAUACACAAGCCAGAGAAGAAAAGGUGGAGUUGUUGAUAAGAUUCUCUCUCACUAGAGCUGUUUCUCAUGCACUCCACGGAAUGUAGGCUUUUCAUCUACCAGUCUUCUUCAAACAAUCCUCGACUGGCCUUAAUGAUGUGUGGGUCUACUCGAUUGAUUACAGAACCAAUGCUUGUGAUAUUUCCUCCUUUUAGUAAACCUUUUGUUAUUUAAUCUCUUUUUGCAGAUAUUGAUUGUUAUUUAUUAAGACCUUGUCUUUCUACCUGGCACAUACAAUUUAACCAGCUACCCAUCUGGGGAGAAAGGACUAACUUUCUGAUUCCAGUGCUGAUUCCUGACCACCAUAUUGUAGCAGCGACUUCAGAUUCACUGACUUAUAUGAUAUACCGAAUAAGGGGAUAUUCGAACUCUGGGGAGAUGGUAAAUUUGAUGGAGAAGAAGUAGAGGCAAUUGUAGUUGGUGAAGAGGACUUAAUUUGUAUCUGGCAAUGGGAAAAGAGACCGAUGCCAAUAUAGUCAAGGCAGAUGUGGUUGGAGAGAAGAAGAUGAUAGUACUCCUGGGCUCGGAUUCGGUCAGCUUGAUCAGUCUCGGAGUACUGAGGGUAAGCUUCCUCAAACAGAGUGAAGGCUUCUUGCAAGGAAGGGAGAGACUCGUGAUUGGUGAAUUGUGUAUUGGGGAAGAAACAAGCAGCAGUAGUUGCAGCAAAGUCGCGGCGACAAUCCGCAGCAGUGCUUCUGGAGCUGGGGACUUUCUUCUGGGGUUCAGGCAAGGGGACAGGUCUCGGACAGCAGCCAUGAAGGCAUACCCGUGUGGCAUCUCCACUGCAAAGCGAGUGCAUUGCUCUGCCCCUUCUCUCCCUCCUCCCUCCGUCUUUCACACAACAAAAGAGGACUUUUUAGCCUCUGAUAUUUUCUCCUACCUUUUUGAUUCAUAGUUUAUAGAAGGGAUUUCCCUUGUAUGAACAGAUUGAAUAGGUCAAAGUUCAAACACAGCUAGUCUUGUUUUACAAGCUUU